Drepanopeziza brunnea f. sp. 'multigermtubi' MB_m1 is the source of this 1626-nucleotide messenger RNA. Lineage: Eukaryota; Fungi; Ascomycota; Leotiomycetes; Helotiales; Drepanopezizaceae. The record is from RefSeq and is a predicted model, not a curated record.
AUGGCAACGCAAUACCCCGAAGCCCGGGUCCUGGUCAUUAUGACCGGCGGCACGAUUUGCAUGAGGGCUUCUUCUCAAGGUCUGGUUCCGGCCCGGGGUUUUCUGAGGGAAGGGAUGGCUCCUAGGCCAAGCUUCAACGAUGGCUAUCAGCAAGGCCUCCGACCACUUAAUCAGAUUCACGCCCUGUUCUUACAUUACAAGCUAAUACCCCCAGAUCCCCUUCCAGUGAUGACAGACGCAACAACAAAGGAAUACCACCCCAGUCUUCGCACGCCACCCAGCACUUACUCUCGGCACGUUCGUUAUACACUGUAUGAGUUUCCCGUCCUCCUCGAUUCCUCUUCUAUCUCAUCUGAAGGCUGGACGCAAAUCGCAACCACGAUUCAAAACAACUACUCCCUGUUCGAUGGCUUUGUCGUCCUCCACGGUACAGACAGUCUUGCAUACACCUCCUCGGCGCUGUCUUUCAUGCUCUCCCACCUCGGCAAGCCCAUCAUCCUAACUGGCUCGCAAGCCUCUAUCUUCUCACUCCAGUCCGAUGCCGUCGAUAACCUGCUUGGAUCUCUGAUUCUGGCAGGCACCUUCACGAUACCCGAGGUCUGCCUUUUUUUCCACCACAACCUGUAUCGCGGGAACCGCUGCACCAAAGUCUCCGCCUCUUCCUUCGAUGCCUUUGCCUCCCCGAAUUGCGAACCACUCGCCAAAGUCUCCGCCAUGGGCGCCGAAGUCAAUUGGGCUUUAGUUCGCCGUCCAAAAAGCCUCGCCAAGUUCGACGUACAGACAAAUCUGGACACAGCACACGUGGCAUGUCUCCGUAUCUUCCCUGGUAUCAAACCUGAGAUGCUUGACUCCGUUCUCCACGUUCCUAAACUCCGCGGGUUGAUCCUCGAAACUUUCGGCGCAGGCAAUGCACCCUCGGGAGCAGAUGGUAGUAUGGUUCGCGUCAUCAAAUCCGCCGUGGCGCGCGGGAUAGUCAUAGUGAAUGUCUCUCAAUGCCAGUCCGGCUCCGUGUCACCCCUUUACGCUCCAGCCACAACACUUGGAGACGCCGGUGUUGUCUUCGGACACGACCUCACGACUGAAGCAGCACUGACCAAACUCUCCUUCUUACUUGCACUUCCCGGCCUCUCGUACACUGACAUCACCUCGCAAAUGCAGUUUUCGAUCCGUGGCGAAAUGACCGAGUCCCAUAGCAUGGCAUUCUCGCACCCAGGUACGGAUAUCCCGUCGCUUCAAGAGUCGCAGGCUGCCUUCACCACGUUGGGAUACGCUAUCACCAAGGGCUCCUUGGAGACGGUCAAGACGCUACUGAAUGGUGAUAAAUUUGGUCUUCUGGGAGCCAGAGAUUACGCGGAGAAUACCGCGCUGCAUCUCGCAGCUGUCGGCCCACAGAUCGAGGUCUUGAGGGAGCUGCUGAAGAGAGGUGCCAGUGUGCAUGCUCGCAAUCUGGCCGGGAAUACACCACUGUACCUCGCAACCAAAGUAGGCAACUCGGUGGCUGUGAGGCUGCUCGAAGAGACCGGCGCGUUAUUGCAUGUCGAAGAAGUAGAGGAGGGUAUGGUAUGUCUCGAUAAUCGACGAGAGACUGGUGAAGUAGGAGAUGGCAAACGAAAGCGGCUGUCUUGA